This is a messenger RNA of Penaeus chinensis, 2801 nucleotides long. Its product is annotated as procollagen-lysine,2-oxoglutarate 5-dioxygenase 1-like. Lineage: Eukaryota; Metazoa; Arthropoda; Malacostraca; Decapoda; Penaeidae. The coding region runs from base 115 to 2394 and encodes 759 amino acids. The transcript is spliced from 16 exons. The record is from RefSeq and is a predicted model, not a curated record.
UCCCUCGAUCCUCCCCCCCCCCCCCCCCCCCCCCAGCUGCCCCCGAGCGAGAGUGAGGUGGCAGACGAUGUUAAACAAUUCACUCGCUUUCCUUACAGUGAAGAGAACACCAUUAUGUUGAAGUGCUAUUGUUUGGAGGAUAUUGUGCGCCUUCGUGGGUUAUUUGUGGUGUUCGUGGUACUUUUCAGUUUGUGUUUUGCGUCUGCUGAGAAAGAUUUCGACUGGAAAAUACGUGUGUUGAUUGUAACCAGAGCUACGCCGAGGGAUGGACACCUGCGUUUCUUCCGCUCGCUCAGGGCAGCCGAGAUUCCCGUGGAGAUUGUGCAAACGAGUGAUGAAAACAGUGAGAUCUCAAAAGUCCUCGAGACUAUACAAAAUUAUAAUCAAGAUGAGGUAUUGAUAUUAACAAACAGCGACCAGUAUCUAGCGACGCAGGAGGCCCCCGCCGCCGCCUGGACCGUGGUCGGGGAGGCGGCGCGGCAGGAGGCGGCGGUGCUGAUGCCGUUCCCCGCGCUGCCCCGCGUCAGGAGCUACGAGGUCCAUGGGCAGCUGGAGAGGGUACAGAAGGAACUGGAGCACUACCGCGAGUUCGGGCGGUCGGGCGUCAAGCCCCACGGCCCACACGGCCUCGAAGAUGCCCGGAAGCUGCUUAAGGAACUGCAGCAUCUCCGGGUCCGGGAGGAGCAGGAUCAGAGGCAGGCCAAGGCGGAUACACAAUCCUUCGAGGCUUUUGCCUUCGCGGGGCUAACGAAUUCGGUCCAGAAUCUUCUCGAACGGCUGGAGACGGGGUACCACCAGGGGUCAUUGGGUACGAUGUGGCGGGUCCUGGCUGAGAGUCCUGGCUUGAGGAAACGCCUCCAAGUUGCGCUGGAUUAUCGCUACCUUGCCUUCCGUGGGGCGAAUACCUUGCAGACAGGCGACUUCGGCUUCCGCGAGCGCCUCGACGGGGAGCCCAUCCUGCACGCCAAGGACCUGACGCUGCCGCCCUUCCUGUACGGGAGUCCGCUCGCCCUGCCCGCCAGCCUCGCCAACAUGGUCACGAGGGAGGUCACCUUCAAGUUCCUCUGCGAAGAUUGCCCCGACGAUCCCCUGCCGCGCCCUCAGGUGUUGGGGGAAGGCGAAGAGCUCCCGAGCGUAAAGGUGGCCGUGUUCGUCGCGGACCGGAUGCCCUUCUUCAGGCUGUUCCUCCGCCGCCUGAGCCGCCUGCGUUACCCGAAGGACAAGAUAACGCUUUUCAUGUACAUCUCAGAGGCCGCGUCUCAGCACGUCGAGGAGUUCGAAGACUUUCUCGACGAAUACGAAAUGCAGUACCAGGACGUGGGCGUGGCUUAUCCGGAGAUAGGAAUCGACUACACGAAAGCUCACAGGCUCCUUUGGCAGGAAGUGAUGAAGUCUAAGGAAGACUACUUGUUCAUGCUCGACGCAAAUGUCCAGCUUACCUACCCCGAUGUCCUGCAGGAUCUCAUGCGUAAGAGAAGGAGUGUGGUCGGCCCCCUCUUGACGCACGCCGACGGCACCGGACAUAACCUGAUGACCGAAUACAUCAACCACGAAUUCUCCGAGGGUUUCUUAGCCGGGAACUUCGUUGCUCGACACCGCGACGUGAACGGAACCACCGACUUCGUUGGGAUGCUGCAGGUGGCCAGGAUCAAGAGCGCCCUUUUGUUCACCAGAGACGCCUUCAUGCACAUCAAGGGAAGCUUCACCUCUUCCGGGGAUGACAUGUGGAAUCGCUUCUUCAUUCAUGUCUUUGAGCAGGGUUACAUCCCCUACACAUGCAACCAAGAGAACUACGGCCACCUGACGAAGGAGGAGGAGGACGGGAAGUUUACCCCCGACAUCUGGAACCUGGAACGCAACCAAGAGGACUUCAUCGCCUACUUCACCUUCCUCCAGACGCCAGAGGGGCAGGAGGUCUCGUUGGGCGAGGGCGAGUGCGAGGGCGUCGUCAGGCGGUGGCUCUUCAGGGACCUCUUUGCCCGAGACCUGAUGGCUCGUGUCGAGGGAGACCGCCGCUGGGAAGACGCCGUUCGGGAGGGAGCUUCAGACUCCGUAGAAGUCCUCGCACCUCCCGAUGGACUCGAGAGAACGGCGGGACAAACCCUUGCCAAGUUGGUCUUCAAGAGCAUGAUGCCUCAGCUCAACAAUACGCAGGUAUCGUCAGAGGAAGAGCUGCAUGUUCUGAAGGGCAGCGGCAGUUUUUCGCUUGACGGAGCCUCCUUUAUGGUGCUGAUUGCUUUAGGGGAUGAGGUCACGGAGUUGGAAAUCCAAUCCACAAGUGAACAGAAGUGCCACCUGGCUCUGCAGAAGGGGGAAGCGGCAUCCUUCAGAAGUGCCGACUACUCGAAGCUCACGUUCCCGCAGUCGGUGACCUUGGCUCUCAUGACCCGUUGACCUCAUGCUGACCUUAAUAUCCCCCCAAAAUAGAGGGAGAAAUGUGAGAAUAGACAUGUCCCCUUUUCUGUAGAUUUUCCGCUAGUAUUUGAAAUCGUAAUGACAGAAAUACUAUGGUUCUGGGCACGACAGCGCUAUAGCUUAGGUAUCCUCCAUCUUAAAAUACGUGUUCUUUUGUACAGCUUUUGUUAUUCCCGGGGAAAAAAAAACUCCCCUAACCCCUCGGACGUAAUUUUAAAUGUCGUUGUCGCUGAGGUUCGUCUCACUUAUGCCGGGUAUGAAGGAAAAUAUGUAAGGGCUUCGUGGACAUGACUCAGAUAGAGGCCAGGGGACGAGAGAGAUCUUCUUCACAUAAAAUCUGCUCUGUUCCGGCGCUUCGAAUUGCCUCUCUCUCUCUCUCUCUCUCU